Maylandia zebra (zebra mbuna) is the source of this 480-nucleotide messenger RNA. RefSeq names its product tRNA (guanine(26)-N(2))-dimethyltransferase-like. Gene Ontology annotation, biological process: tRNA N2-guanine methylation. The record is from RefSeq and is a predicted model, not a curated record. NCBI's taxonomy places the organism in Eukaryota, Metazoa, Chordata, Actinopteri, Cichliformes, Cichlidae. Gene Ontology annotation, molecular function: tRNA (guanine) methyltransferase activity; RNA binding. Gene Ontology annotation, cellular component: nucleus.
UGCAGAGAUGCCAGCAUGCUGAUGUAUGACAUGCGAGCGAAGAAGGAUCGCUAUGACGUCAUUGAUCUGGAUCCCUACGGUAGCCCGGCCUCUUUCCUGGAUGCUGCCGUUCAGUCUGUCAGUGAAGGAGGUCUUUUAUGUAUAACCUGUACAGACAUGGCGGUGAUGGCAGGAAACAGUGGAGAAACUUGCUACAGCAAAUACGGUUCAGUCUCCAUCAAAGCCAAAUAUUGUCAUGAAAUGGCUCUGCGUAUCAUCCUGCACAGUUUGGACCAGAGGGCAGGAGUGUACCAGCGAUACAUCCAGCCCCUGCUGUCCGUCAGUGUCGACUUUUACAUUCGAGUCUUCAUCCGCGUCUUCACAGGACAGGCUACAGUCAAAAACUCAGCCAGUAAGCAGGCGCUGGUGUACAACUGUGUCGGCUGCGGGGCUUUCCACUUGCAGAGAAUGGGCAGGAGAACAAGCAACGGAAAACAGUGA